Molecule: messenger RNA, 5636 nt
Organism: Anopheles funestus (African malaria mosquito)
Lineage: Eukaryota; Metazoa; Arthropoda; Insecta; Diptera; Culicidae
Exons: 7
Coding region: 1650-3080 (476 amino acids)
Source: RefSeq, a predicted model, not a curated record
UCGUCAUAGUUAUCAUGCGAGUGGAUAAAACAAAAAAGAAAACCUUUUUUUACCACCAGCGCUCAAUCACGUGGCGGUUGUAUUAUUAUUUUCGCACACAUCGGUUCAUCGGUUGCAUGUGUAGUCUCAUUUUGCACAUGUUUGCACCACUGUAUUGGUGCGUGUUAUUGAAGAUAUUAACAGUGGUGGUGUAUACAUACAGUUUGCGAUCUACUACUAGGCUCACAGAGAAAGAGAAAGAGCUCGAUACCAUCGAACAGGACAUUCUAGUACUGCAAAAACACUCCUUUCGUGAGCGACUAUUUAGUGUGAGUUACCAAACGAAAGAGAAAGAGUGAGAGAGAUCUACUCCUAUUGCUGGCUGUUGUUACGUUACGGCCCUCCUGUGAUGCCGUUAGUGUAGUUUCUGUCUAGUGCGGAUAUCAAGGGAUUAUCCCUUAAAACAAUCCUACCGUAGGUGAGGCUUUUUUUGCUUCUUCUUUACGUGAGUUCCAUUUCUCGUCCCGGCACUAGCGCUGAGUGCCCGGUGCAAUGGGAAAGCUCUCGCACAAUAAUUUUCCCGAAGAGAAGUUGGAGCUUUUCGUUCCGUUUUUCAAUCACGUAGCCACACAACACAGAGCGUCGCGUGGAAGGAAAAUUGGUUGCUUGCUUGCUGUGAGUUUUAUUGGUGGCAAAACGUGAAACUUUGUGAGUAUAGUUUGCUCCCGGAAAAAAUCUCUCCCAGUGGCUUGCCCGCUGAAGGUGUUUUGACCGUAUAUUCAGUUUACGCAGUGUGUUCCCUCGGUGAGGAUCAUUCAUCGGUGUCAAUUGUCGCUUCCGUUACCCGUGUUUUGUCACAUAAUAAUCUGCAACCAACUGCCGCGCUUGUGUGUGAAUUUAAAGCUAUUUAUAGUGAUGGUGGCUGCAAAGCUGCAUUGAAGCUCAAGAAAAUAAUUGCUUCGUCAAUUAGUGUGUAGCAGCAAGUGUUGUAAUAGUUGUAUUAAAUACCGUGUUCAUGACAAAUCUUAAGCAAUUCCCCAUGAUAGUUUUAAUCCAUACGAAGUGAACAUGGCGUAAAUUGCUGUGUGUUUUUGUGUGUGAGAGUUUGCGUGUGUGGGUGGUGUAAAUGUAAAGCUCCCAAGAGGCAUGAAAGUGUUUCGUAAGAAAAAAUAAAUAAAAAUAUCGAAGAAAAUUCCAGUGUAGCGUAAAGGUAGUAAGUAAGCAUCUUUAGUGUAUUGUUUUUGGUGCAUCCGUGAAUAAACUCAUUUCGUAGUGAAUAUGAGCAGCACUGCAAAGGUGAUGAAACCGGGCCUCACAAAGCAGCUACCAACAAAAUCCAGUGCUUCCGGGAAGGGCCAGGUUAAAUUAAAUUAGUCUAAGCAAAAAGGGGGAAAACCUAAUCAUACCUUCCCCAAUUGACGAACGAGCGUUCCGGGAUCGACCGCGCUCCUGUGUGUGUGUAUGUUAAUUUUGCCUCCGUGUAGCCAAAUUUCCGCUUUGCAAGCGUGUUGAGUGUUGGGAAUUUCCCUUUCGUGCGGGCGUGAAUUUAAAUUACAAAACACACACACACACUCAACUGAAAGAAAUACCCAAACAUCGGAGAAGCUUCUGGCGGGAGGAGUCGGGAAUAGCGAACGAGGCAAGGCAUCUUCUACACUACCUAAUCAAACAUGCCCUUCGGCCGGAAGUCACCACUGGAGGCGCUGGCUAUGCCGGGUGCUAUUAUUGCGUACAAAUACAGCCAGUUCCGGCAGCGCCGCCGUGAGGCAGCUAAUCGGCGCGUGACGGAACGGGAACUGUCGGCAUUACACACGAAAAUCGAAAAGCUGCUCAGUAAGCUGGAAGAAAGUGAACUGGAACCUCCAACAUCGCAGGAAGAUGAGUGCGUCAUCUGCAUUAAUGCACGUGCCACCAUGCAGACGUCACCGUGCGGCCAUCGCGUCGUCUGUCGCCGGUGCUUCGUCAAAACCAUCCAAAGUGCUGUCGCGCAACGGUUGCUUCCGUUGCGGUGUGUCAUCUGCAGGGCAAGAAUAAACCGUCUUACGUCGGGUUCCACUUCUUGGCGUUUGCAAGGUUCUGCCAGCACGUACUCGAUGGGUAGUAAGAGUUGGAGCGUUCCCGGCUCUGCCAGUUCGUACAGUGUUGAUGCACGGGUUACCCAAUCCGCCAGCCUGUACUCGAUGAGUUCGGGUUCGUCGUGCGUGUCCGGUAUCUCGAACAUGUCCAGCUGUUCCGGCACGUCCGGUACGUCCGGUAUGUCUUCCACAUCGUCAACCAGCGGCAUGACGGAUGGUUCGAUGCACGGUCACAGCCAUCGGCACGGUACGGGCGGAUGCACUAGCAGCUGCAGUACGAGCGGUUGCCUCGGUGCCAUUCCACGCAACCCAUCCUACCAGCAUUAUCACAAAAAAGGACAAUACUACCUGAAGAAUCGUAUUCCGGAGAUGCCAAAUCGGUUGCCACCGAUCAUUGAGUUCAAAAGCCCAACACGCCACAGAACACCUUCCCCAGCGAAUCCGGGUGCACGGUUCAAAUAUUACACCCAGCCAGGCAAACCGGCGAACCCGGUCGAAUCGAUACCGCUGAUGACGGUGGAAAAGAUCGGUCCAGCCAAAUCGGGCCCCUCCAAGCUUGGGCUGAACGCAAAAAUAGCACCCGUUGCAUCGAAAUCACCCAUCAACAAAACGAACAUGGCCACGGGCAAACCGGUCACAACGUCACUCAUAACGGCCGUCAACAGUUCCACACCAAAGGCGCGCGUGCUGUCCGCAUCGUCCUCAUCGGCUGGCCCCUCCGGUCUAAGCAGUGGCAGCAGGGCAGUAGGGUGCGGUGACAGCGGUGGCAUGGGUUGCAGCAGUAGCUCGUUGACAAACAAGCAGGACGAAAAGUAUGACAAUAAAAAGAACGAAACGAUCGAGAAGAAAAAGAAAGAGGAAAAAGCCAAACAGAAGGCGGAAAAGGAAGCCCGAAAGGAAGAAAAACGCAUUGCCAAAGAGGAGGAAAAGCUUGCGAAAAUGCUUGCAAAGGAAGAGAAAAAGCGUGGCAAGCGGGAAGCAAAGGAAGCACUGCUAGCACACGAAGGUGGAAGUGGUCUAAAAUAAAGCAAAAGGAAAAGCCGAGAGAUAAAAUAAUAGAAGAGAAAAAAAAACGCAAUAAAUCUAGCUUCCAAAGCAUCAAAACGACACGACGACGAGAGCAGCAAGCUGAAUAGAAGUGAAACGUGGUUUCAAUGUGCGGCUGGUUUUAGAGCUGCUUCAGUGCGGGUAAGGAGGUUCCUCUAGGGAACACGAUCUAAAAAUCCACACAACAAUGGUUUUUUCGACUGGCCUUGUACUCUGUUCGUUGUUGCUCGCUAACUAACUUUUGAAAAUCAAACACUUUGGAUCAUAUUGAUUCAUUUCUGGUUUCUUUUUUUUUUCUUCUUUUUCGAAACUAUUUUUUUUUCAAUAACACACGGUAAGACUUAUUAAGCAACUAAUUUGUUUAGGUUUCGAUAUACACGUACGUCGCGUAAGCUGGUAGCUGUAAAGGAUAAUAAUUCUUGCUUUGAAGGUUAACGCGAUUGCAAAAACCAAAAAACUGCAACAAAAAAAUCAUCUAACAUUAGAGGGCAUUUUGUAAAGAAACAGUAGACAAAAACAACAUAUCACAUUCAUCCCACAGUAGCUAAACCGAAACCCCGAAGCGCAUAAAGUAGAAACAAGCAAAAAUGCUAUCAAUCAAUAGCUACGAAAAUGGUGCGUUGUGUCGGUGUGUGUAUGUUAGAUGAUUAGUUCACUCUCCUUCACUCACUAUCUAUCUCAAAACAGUUGUUUAGAGGUUAGUAGAACAGAUAUAACGGCGUAGCAUCAGUAGACGAGUUUUGCUCAUGGCAAUAAGUGUAAAAUCUAUGUUCCUAUGCUGGAUUAGAAGUUGGGUUGUGCGUGAAAAAGGUGCAAACAUAGCACACAUGAUAAGCCCAACCAAGAGUUGUAACACAUCAUGCCGUGAGGAAUUUGUGAUUUAGUUCUUUUAUUUUUUGUUAUUACAUUCACAUUUCCCUCCUAGUGUAGAACGAUUCCCACCACCAGACUAGGCAAAUACUUUCCACCAAAUUCAAAUUUAACUGUUUCAUGCAAAACUCAUGAUAAGGUCUCUCUUCUAACUGCAACCACUACCGUUCCCCAUCACGUUCAGUACAUAAUCAGCAACUUUUAAAUGCACCCGUAUUCGUCUGUUUUUUAUAUCCACGGGGAACCGAUAUUCCUUAUCGCAUACGAUCACAUACGCGAAUACACAAAGCUCACUGUGAUAGGUUUGAAGUUGUGCGCGAAUGGCAGAUCGGAUUAAUGAACGAAACAAGAAGAAAAGAAAAAAGCGGAAGGAAAAACGUUCAAGUCCUUACGAAAAUAAAAAAAAAUACUUAAAAAAGAAAAAAGGAAUCUCGUAAUAAUCGUUAAAAAAAGGUAAAAAAACAAAUCAACAAAAAAAAGAAGUUAAAAACAAACUUGUAAGUAGCUAAACGCGUUGAGCAAAAGCGAUGCGCAUGAAUGUUAAAGCAAUGCUGGUUUGGGUGUCUGUUAUGUAGCCAAAAUAUGAAAAUGAAAACAAAAAAGAGAAAACUAACGAAAAAAAAGCAACGUAGUUGAACAUGCUGAAAAGAGAAAAGGAGAGAAAAAAUUGUUGUUAUAGAAUUUUAAACCUAAAACCCGCAAUCUAGUAUGACCGGAAAAAUGGGGUAAUCCUUUCCGCAUGUAAUGCAUUUUAGAUUUUGCUACGAAUACAAAAACAAAAAAAACCAUAACCCAAGGUUCACACAAGGAAGAAUACUAAGGUACUAAUAAGAAUGUUCUAAAAAGUCUUCAGGUCACGUACACGUACACGAGUAGAGUAAAUGUUUCUGUAGGUGAUAGAUAAGAGGGAGAGAGAAAAAAAAACGUCCCAAUAACAGCAAUAAUGUUUUCCGAUCCUUGAGAUUAGUGUGUAGAAAUGUGUGUGUGUGCUGUAUGAAAGGAGGGAGAAAGAGUUUUCCAAGAGAGAGAGAAAGAAAGAGAGAGAGAGAGAAAGGUAACCAUUACUUAUAGUUAUCCGAGGUCCACUAACUUGAAACUAUCCCGUUGCCAAACAUAAAGGAGCUGUAGUGAGUGAUCAUUAAGCGAUGUUCAUUUUAAUCUCCACAUUGUAUGCAAACAGGAACUACGAAAAGGAAAAUGUCUAAUAGUUGUGGAUAGCAGUCAAUUGAGUAUGAACAUCGGAAAUUCAAUGUCAGGUCUGGUAGUGCUCUGGCAUGUUGCCGUCUACACUGAAAAUACGACACGACAUAUCGAACCAAGGCGUGAAAUUGUACUAAAAAGCAUUAAUCAGUGUUGAUUAAUUAUUUAAAAUUAUUUUAUUUCAUGACAUCUUUUUUGACAUCUGUUAGAGCAAUUCCUUCCUAAAUCAAACACAACCCGGUAAGGAUUAUUUUGAACUUAUAGCAUUGAAGUUACAAAAUCCACUAUCACUAACUUCUACUAAGAAUACAAUGUAAUUUGGUUCCUUCUUUGCUAAACACACGUUCUCUCAUACUGACUACCCUUUAAGAAGGUAAAUAAUAAAGUAAAAAAAAAACCACUCCACACAUCUGGUAAUAAAAAAGGAUAGUAAUAGCAUUUACUAAGUAGAAGUGAGUGGAAAAC